AUGUCAUCUGCUUCGACCAGUAAUGCACUCUACGCCGCUGCCAUCAGCUCGUCUCAAUUGACUAAAGCGAUUCCUGAGGAAGCGAAAGAGUUACGACACCAUCAGAAGAACGGGAAGGGUUUUCUCAAUCCUUGGAAGUCAUGGAACGAACAAAGUGCUUUCAAGAUCAUCUCGACUGUUAUAUACCGCCGAUUCAGCGGUAAGGCGAACACACCAGACACGAAACCUCCUACGGUACCUGUCCACAAGCCUACCUUCCUUCGCUCUCGAAAUACCCAGGAUCUAAGAGCUACGUGGCUCGGCCAUGCCUGCUAUUACGUGGAGUUUCCUGGAGGCUUGAGGGUACUCUUUGACCCUGUUUUCACACAUCGCUGUUCGCCAUUCUCUUUCCUUGGGCCCGCGCGAUAUACUGAGGCUCCCUGUCAAAUUGAGGACAUUCCGACAAUUGAUAUAGUCAUCAUCUCACACAGUCAUUAUGACCAUCUCUCUCACCCGACUAUUAUGAAAAUCAAGAACUGUCACCCUAAUGCGCACUUCUUUGUCCCUCUGAACAACAAGGCAUGGUUUGUAGAUUGUGGCAUACACAAUGUUACUGAGCUGGACUGGUGGGAUGCGAAGGACUUAAUAUUGUCGAAAUCAACCGAAGCCACGAUUUUGAAGGCAAAGGAGGCGGGAAAUGAUCCAGAGACGAUAAGUGCGACUAUCGGAUGCCUGCCCUGCCAACACAUGUCUGCGAGGAGUCCAUUCAACAAGGCGCAUACACUUUGGGCAUCCUGGAGUGUAGAGAGUGGUGGCAGGAAGCUUUGGUUCGGAGGCGACACCGGGUAUCGCGCUGUGCCUGAGCUACCAGACACCGAAGACGACUACUCACCAGAGUUGAACCUUCCUCAUUGUCCGGCAUUCGCGCAGAUCGGAGCUCUCAGGGGUCCUUUCGACCUUGGACUCAUCCCGAUUGGAGCAUACUCACCACGCUUCAUCAUGUCUCCAAUGCAUGCCAAUCCUUACGACUCAGUGAACAUCUUCCUGGACACGAAGUGUAGGCGGGCGCUUGGCAUGCAUUGGGGUACUUGGGUUCUUACGGACGAAGACGUGCUUGAGCCACCAAGGAUUCUGAGAGAGGCGCUCAGAAAGAAAGGUAUAGAUGAGGUUGGCGUGUUCGAUGUCAUCGAUAUUGGAGAGAGUAAGGAGUACGCAAGUCCUUAG
Molecule: messenger RNA, 1203 nt
Organism: Pseudovirgaria hyperparasitica
Lineage: Eukaryota; Fungi; Ascomycota; Dothideomycetes; Acrospermales; Acrospermaceae
Product: Zn-dependent hydrolase/oxidoreductase
Exons: 3
Coding region: 1-1203 (400 amino acids)
Biological process (GO): N-acylethanolamine metabolic process; N-acylphosphatidylethanolamine metabolic process
Cellular component (GO): membrane-bounded organelle; cytoplasm
Molecular function (GO): N-acylphosphatidylethanolamine-specific phospholipase D activity; zinc ion binding
Source: RefSeq, a predicted model, not a curated record